CCGGCGGCGGCGGCGACCGGGGCCGGGGCCGGGGCUGCGGCGCGGCUGGCAGGCGGUGCCCCCUCCCCGGGCACCGGAGCGGGGUUCCCCCGGCGCCGGGCGAUGGAGCACCCGUACGGGGAGGUGAACCAACUGGGCGGCGUCUUCGUCAACGGGCGGCCGCUGCCCAACGCCAUCCGGCUGCGGAUCGUGGAGCUGGCGCAGCUCGGCAUCCGGCCCUGCGACAUCAGCCGCCAGCUCCGCGUCUCCCACGGCUGCGUCAGCAAGAUCCUGGCCCGUUACAACGAGACCGGCUCCAUCCUGCCCGGGGCCAUCGGCGGCAGCAAGCCGCGGGUCACCACCCCCAACGUGGUCAAGCACAUCCGAGACUACAAGCAGGGAGACCCGGGCAUCUUCGCCUGGGAGAUCCGCGACCGGCUGCUGGCCGACGGCGUCUGCGACAAGUACAACGUCCCCUCGGUCAGCUCCAUCAGCAGGAUCCUGCGGAACAAAAUCGGGAGCCUCUCCCAGCCCGGCCCCUACGACGGCGGCAAGCAGCCGCCCCCCCAGCCCGCCCUGCCCUACAACCACAUCUACCAGUACCCCUACCCCGGCCCCAUGGCCUCGCCGGCCGCCAAGAUGGGGGGACACCCCGGGGCGCCCGUGACCGCGGCCCACGUCAGCCUGCCCCGCUCCUGGCCCUCGGCGCACUCCGUCACCAACAUCCUCGGCAUCCGCACCUUCGUGGAGCAGACGGGGGCUCUGGCUGGCACAGAGGGGUCUGCCUACCCCCCCAAAAUGGAAGACUGGCCCAGCGUGAACAGGACAGCCUUCCCCCCGGCCCAGGCGGUCAAUGGCAUCGACAAGGCUGCCAUGGAAGGAGAUAUCAAAUACCCGCAGCCCGCCCCGGGGCUCUCCUCGGUGGGCGGCUUUCUCCCGGCCUGCGCCUACCCCCCCUCCAACCAACCCGGCGUCUUCGGCGGGGCGCCCGGCGGCUACAUCCCCCCGGGCCCCCCCUGGCAGCCGCAGGGCAGCCCCCUCGCCCACCACGGGCCCGGCGUGGCGGUGCACGGCGGCGACCUGGCCACGGCGAUGGCGUUCAAGCAGCCCGGGAGGGAAGCUGUGGACAGAAAACCUGCCAGCCCUGUGGGGAAACCUCCGGACCCCCUAAAUACCCUCCAUGGACUCUCUAUCCCAGCCUCCUCUUCCUAGAGCCGUGGAGCAGUCAUCUAGAGACAGGGACUCCUGGGAAAAGCACCUGCAAACUGUAAUCGAAGCCCAAAGUGCCACCAAACUGUAGCCAAAGUGCCACCAAACUGUACCUGAAGCACCACCGCCUCCGGCAGGUACCUGUGGGGACGAAGAGACAGCCCGGGUGGUGAGAGGUGCCAUACUCCCACGGCAAUUCCCUGCGCAGGGAUGUUUGCUCACACUGCCCGGAGGGAUGUUUUGCCUCCAUUGGAUUGGAAAAGGGUGACAGAAGAGACUCAGUCUUCUUUCUUUAUUUUGCCUUUUUUUUUUUUUUUUUUCCCCUUUGCUUUCAGUUUUUCUUUCUCCUUCCCAUGUCCCUGAAGACCAUUGGAUGCAGGGCAGUGAACACUUCUGUCCCCAGCCCCAUCUCUCGGAGCAUCACCAGCUCUGUCCCAGACCAAGGGAGCCCGUUUCCCAGUUUCUGGCUUCCCCAGGCCAUGGCCAGAUAAUCUGUGUGAUGGAGCCUUCUCUGCCCCAGCCUUCCAGUGCCUCUGCCCCGGAGUGCAAAUGGACCAGUGUGCCACAACAGUUUAUGAUCUAUUUUUAUAAUAACAAACCUUAAU
Messenger RNA from Tyto alba (common barn owl), 1793 nucleotides. It is a transcript of the gene PAX1, whose product is annotated as paired box 1. The record is from RefSeq and is a predicted model, not a curated record. Gene Ontology annotation, molecular function: DNA-binding transcription factor activity, RNA polymerase II-specific; RNA polymerase II cis-regulatory region sequence-specific DNA binding. Gene Ontology annotation, biological process: anatomical structure development; regulation of transcription by RNA polymerase II. The transcript is spliced from 5 exons. Lineage: Eukaryota; Metazoa; Chordata; Aves; Strigiformes; Tytonidae. The coding region runs from base 103 to 1191 and encodes 362 amino acids.